AUGUCGAACCAGAGUAGCGUUCUCAAUGAAGUGAGUGAUCACAAUUUGGGGGCUGGGCCGAGAAGUGUUACUCCUGGUUCGCAUCCUGGUACUGGUAUGUCGAGUUCUGGUUUGGUUAGUGGUGCUACGUCCAGUGAGCUGCAGCGUUUGGCUACUUAUAUGGGUAUUAGUUUGGACCUGGUCGAUCAGUUGCGUAUGACCGAUUUAGACAGUGUCCAUGCCCGUGAUGCCACUAUCAGCUGGGCAGAUAAGUUAACUCACCGGCGUGCCCUGGAGCAGGCUUUAUCGGCAAAGACUGCUGGGGGCAAGAAGAGUACUGAUGCUACUACUACUGCUGUUGUUGAAACAAAGGGUAGUAAAACCCUCGAUAUUCCCAAGCUCAUCUCCCGGGCUAAGGAUGCCGGGAAGGUUAGUGGAGAUGAGAUCGACUCCACUGACGAAUAUGCUUGUGGUACUGCUGCUUUCAAAUAUUUCUAUCUUCGUGCCAAUUUGGACGAAGACAUUCGUGGUUAUGUUAAUAAAGAAGUGAAGGCUAAGGUCAACAAGGAAGUUAGAAUGGGACAAGUUGGUGUAUACAUCCGGCUCAUCGAGGAUGGAGUCUCAUUUAACUAA
Perkinsus marinus ATCC 50983 is the source of this 612-nucleotide messenger RNA. RefSeq lists its product as hypothetical. The record is from RefSeq and is a predicted model, not a curated record. Bases 1 to 612 code for a protein of 203 amino acids. Lineage: Eukaryota; Perkinsozoa; Perkinsida; Perkinsidae. The transcript is spliced from 3 exons.